Exophiala oligosperma is the source of this 2256-nucleotide messenger RNA. RefSeq lists its product as uncharacterized. The record is from RefSeq and is a predicted model, not a curated record. Lineage: Eukaryota; Fungi; Ascomycota; Eurotiomycetes; Chaetothyriales; Herpotrichiellaceae. Gene Ontology annotation, cellular component: cytosol. Gene Ontology annotation, molecular function: NADPH-hemoprotein reductase activity; FMN binding; flavin adenine dinucleotide binding. Bases 1 to 2256 code for a protein of 751 amino acids. The transcript has a single exon.
AUGAUAAAAGCCAACGUCCUCGUCGUGCGGUCUGGAGUUAUCCCGCAAUCUCAUUUUAUCACCUUCAUUCGAGCUGCUACACAAAACACUUCUCCAACGAUGGGUCUGUCAGUGGCAUCAUUCUCAUCCAAACCGCCAUCGGUCCGUGAAUUUCUGGUCACUGCGGCAUACGAUGACCUCUUGCUUCUCGUCAUUCUCCUGGCCGGCGGGUUGGCGUGUAUCAGCCGUGGCACGUUCUGGGACCUACCAGACCCCUACCGCUACAAGCUCUUCGAGCGGCCGCAAGCGGGUGAGGCAACGUCGAAUGGUGGUGUGUCCAAGGCGCCCCGCAACAUUGCCACGAAAUUGGCCGAGACGUCGAAACAGGUGGUGAUAUUUUGGGGAUCACAGUCGGGUACCGCUGAAGGCUUCGCGCAUCAGCUGGCAAGGGACUGCAGCCAUCGACUCAACCUGGGCGUUCUCGUGGCCGAUGUGUCAGAUUACGACCACGACACCCUCGCCCAACUCUCGCCGUCUCAGUACGCGAUAUUCAUCAUGUCGACAUUUGGAGAGGGGGACCCGUCUGACAAUUCGACCGGCUUCCUCAGACUGCUCAAGUCUGAAUCUGGACUUCCUAGCCUGACCAACCUGAGGUUCACUGCGUUUGGAUGCGGGAACAGUAAUUACAAGUACUACAACGCGGUCGUGGACCAAGUUGUCUCCUCGUUGCAGGACCGUGGUGCGACCAUGUUUCUGCCCAUCGGAAAAGCCGACGAUGCCAAAGGCACGACUCACGAAGACUUUGAGGAUUGGAAGACAACGCUGAUCCGCGAGCUCCGCACGCAACUUGGCCUGGUCGAGACCGAGUCGGUGUAUACACCGACGAUAAGUGUGGUUAUGGACAAGUCCAUCUGUCUCGAUCGUGUCUGGCAAGGCGAGCCUCCCUUUUUCCAGGCCCCUUCAGAUCCCUUCUCUCGCUCGUCCUCGCCCGUGGUGCCACUGCCUGUCAGCUCAACUCGAGAGCUCACAACGGCAUCUUUGCCCGCCCGAAGCUGUGUCCACCUCGAGCUCGACCUCUCCGGUCACCCCAAGAUCAAAUACAAGACGGGAGAUUAUGUGGCUGUGCGCCCGACAAAUCCUACAACGGAGGUAAAUGCCCUCAUCGAGGUCCUUGGCUUGAUCGGACAAGAGAAGGCUCCGAUCGUAAUUCACCCUGUCGACCCCCUUGUCGAGAAGACCACGCUUCCUUCCCCUACCAAUCUCUUAGCAUUGUUUCGGCACCACCUCGAAAUUUGCGCUCCGGUCUCGCGAGAAACGGUACUCACCCUGGCACACUUUGCCUCGACACGGACGGCGAAAGACUACCUUGCAAACCUUGGGUCCGACAAGGCCAGCUAUACCGAAUUCCUCGGCAAAAACCACAUUACCCUCUCCCGCCUCCUCAGGCACGUCCACGAGGUGGACUCGUCCGUGUCCUGGACCGGUCUGCCCCGUGCCUUCGUCGUCGAGAGCUUACGACCGUUAAAGGCUCGAUACUAUUCCAUUUCCAGCUCAUCCGUCAUCUCCCCACGUCGCGCCACACUUACCGUCGCAAACAACCCUCACAUCCUCCCGGGUGAUGGUAAGAUCGCGAUUGCUGGCGUGGCGCGCACGUACCUGUCUUCCUUCGUGGCGCCAUCAACGCCCAUUCACCCACACGUCGUCGAUCAGUCACCACCUUUGUCGGCAGAUCGCGAUGGUGCCAAACCCCUCUGUCACGCCUCGAUCUGCCGCUCGACGUUCAAACUCCCGGCCUCACCCACGACGCCCUUGAUCCUCAUCUGUGCAGGCUCGGGUAUUGCGCCGUUCCGCGCAUUCUUGUACGAGUACUCCCACCUGGCGAACUUGUACGGCUCGACUAGGCCCGUUGGUCGGACGAUCUUGUUCUUUGGCUGCCGCCAUCCCGAUCAAGACCUAUUGUACAAGGAUGAAUUGAGCCAGUUACAGUCUUCACCGCACGCGAGGUUAGAGAUUGUCCAUGCUUUUUCACGCGUGGAAGGCCAACCGAAAACUUAUGUGCAAGACCGAGUGGAAGAGCGGUGCAACGAGUUGGUCAAGCUGCUUCUCGAAGAAGGCGCCGCCUUGUAUAUUUGCGGAUCUGCUGCCAUGGCGAGAGAAGUAGGUAAUAGGAUUGGAGACGGCAUCAAACGCGCAAAGGAUUGUGACGAAGAAGGGCUCAAAAAGUGGAGAGGUGAGCAAAAGAGGAGCAGGAAGUGGCAGGAAGAUGUCUGGGGAUGA